Molecule: messenger RNA, 3392 nt
Organism: Westerdykella ornata
Lineage: Eukaryota; Fungi; Ascomycota; Dothideomycetes; Pleosporales; Sporormiaceae
Exons: 1
Coding region: 421-3144 (907 amino acids)
Biological process (GO): DNA repair
Source: RefSeq, a predicted model, not a curated record
CUUCACUCGAUUUUCACUUCACGCAACAGUCGAAGACGCAUGGUAUGGCCAUUAUAUAUGGUAGCUUUUUUUUGUCAGGUAUAGCAAUGUGAUCACGCAAUACGGGGUCGAUGACAGACGCUUCUCCCACCUGGGACGUCAUUGACCGCUUUCUCUCUUCACCUGCACCUCUUCAAUUUCUCUACUUCCUCUCACCGAACUCACAAAUAAAAGAAGGAAAUUAUGAGAAUCCUUUUUCUACCGCAGCCGCGCUUCACAUAAUCCGCGCACCCUCCCGACCGCCUUCACCUCUUGACGCUCCCAACCCAACAGAGCUCUCCACCACAAUUUCUUCUUCCUACUGCCUUAAUGCAUAGCUUUAUCUAGAGUUUCGAUAUCACGGCGCCCAUCGCUCUCACAAAGCCUUCUACCACCGCCAGUAUGGAUGCCAUUGUUAACGACAUCAUAUCGAGUAGUCCAUCUUCUCUGGCCCUCUGUUUCCCGCCCGACCAAGGGCACUCAGUGUUAUCAACGACUUCGCUCGACGCUCCUGGAUCUCCCCUCAGCGAUGUCCCCGACGACUUGUCCGAUUGCUCCGAAGCAAAGGCGGACCAAUUUAGGAUACGGCCUCUUCUUAUGACAAACAUCGACAGUGUUCAACCGUCUUGUUCGAACGCCAUGGAAGGAUUCGGUAAAGACGGGUCCUUGUUUGACUCGUCUUUCAAGAGACGUGUGACACGAUCCCAGACCAAGAAACAAGACCUUGCUGAGAAAAUCACAACUCCUCCCACCCCUUGGCCAAAGCGAUCAAUUCCCUCACCAAUAUCGCCAAUAGGAGAGGAAUUCUCAGCCUCUCCCCGGCUUCGAAAGAAGCGGAAGUCUAAUGCUGACUCUCUUAUCACGAAGAAGGCGAAACGCGCCUCAUUGGUAGUCAAGUUGUCAGUACCAUCGCUUGGUCGGUUGAUCUUCUCCCAGUUGAAGCAGACGUCUCUGGAUGAAAAUACUUCCGACCAGGCAAUAAGUGCUAGCGAUUUUGAUCAUGCACCGGUAAUGAAGUUUCCUGAUAUACCCACGGGCAAGGUUCCUCCUGGUGGUCGCACAGAGCUUUGCAUUUUGGAGCAAAGGGCGUACGUUCCGUGCAAUCCACCCACCGCAACGCCAAAUCAUGGACCCGGACUUGAUGUUCCUAUGACUAUGCGUGCAAGCCCGUCUGGAGUUGAACAUAGCGAAUUAGUGGCACUGGCAAAGAGGCUGGUGACCCCUCCCACAGAUUUCGACCAGAGACCAGACCCAUCUUCAAGGCCUGAAGUGUGGGCAGAAACCCGUCAAGAGUUAUGCGAGACCUUGCACUACUUCCGGGCCUGGCAUGGCGGCACCUACUGUACGGGCGGUUAUGCUUGGGGCGUCUUGCAUGACAAGUCACCUCACGCGCGAGACUUCAACGACGGCAUUGUUGUUCUCAGCAGAGCUGGGGGAGGCAUGGUCAGGGAUAAGGACACCGAAGAGAUGGUAAUUGGACGCGACCAGGCCGAGAACAGUCAGUCAGCCAGUUUGCGAAACUCGAUGAAGUAUCGGAACCCAGUCGUCCUCAUCACAGGCGCCGAUAACCCCUUGAUGCGCUGCAAGCCGCCACAUACGUACUGUGUGCUCGACUAUUUCAAGCCCACCCACAUCUGGUGCGAAAAGUCGGGUGGAAGAGUUAUCAUGCGCUAUAGAUUUGAAAAGCUCAAUCUUAGCAAGCCUUCUUGGUGGCUGGUAGGGGAGCAGGCCGUGCCACUUGGAUCUCUUCCUCCUCCAGUCGUUCAAAGAUGCACCAGCUGCGGCAAUGUGUUCGAUCAAGUGUACUUGCAAGGUUGGAUGUGCCUUCAUGCCCCAUGCAGAUCAUUCUGGAAGCUACAGAACGGUAAAGAGCCUGUUGAGCACGACCUUCUUUACGAUCCCCGUUUCAUAAAGCAGAAGACCCACUGGCCGAACGAGAAUCACAACUACUCUCUUACAUCCAACAAUGUCCAGCUCAGUGGUCAUUUCGUCGCCGGUGAGAACUGUUCGAAGGCUUAUUGGUCGGGAAUGGUAUGUCCGCAAUGCGGACGCUGUAUUCUGAGAAUAUCCUGGAUGUGCUGGGAUUGCGGCUGCGGAUUCCAGAAGAAGCCUCCGCACACGUUGAUUCCGGCAGAGGCCCUUGUCGAUCCGUACUUCCCCCUGACGGACGAGUACAGCCUUUCUCGCGACUUUAGCUCACCGCUCGUCACACUCGAGGUCCGCUUCCUGCAUGGCUACCGCAUCAACGUAUUCACCAUCCCUGGCAUCAACGGCUUCGUAGCUCAUCUCAUCGCGAACAAGCCCGUAGUGGAAGAACAGGGCGGUCCUAAUGACAUGUUCGAGGAACUCCAACAGACUGACAUUGGUCUGCGGCGUCGCCCCCUUGGCGGUGGGCUCUCCAAGGGAGAAGCUUUCACUCGCCACUUUGCGGUCAACUACGGCAUGCCCUACAAGUUCAUCGCGGCCACAUCCUCUGAACCUUUUGAGGGAGCUGCACAUGCCAUCACUGCCACGCGCUCCCGGCUCAACUGGGCGUCUCAACUGAUGGUCGGUCAGGAGCAUCGCGAGUUCAACGAAGUUCUGGCGCUGGGCUACUUUGAGGAACAAAGAAUCAACUAUCAUGAUGACGGCGAAUUCGGCCUCGGUCCUACCAUUGCUACGCUCUCGCUUGGUGCGCCAGGGACAAUGAAGAUCCGCAUGAAGGCGCGCCAUUACAACGGCGUCUCCAAGCAAGGCAUCUAUAACGACAGUCUGCCCAUGCCCGGUUGUGACAAGUACGCCGAGCGUCUUGCCGCCGUUGACGAGCUCGCGAGAUUGAAAGCAACCGACAAGAAGGAGUACUCCGCGCGCCUCCGAACACUACCCAAGAACCUGGGCCUGAAGUCCGGCGGGAAUUCCAAGGAUGCGAUUACCAUGAUGCUGGGCCAUGGCGACAUCGUAAUCAUGCACGGCGCAGAUAUACAGAAGUACUACGAGCACUCCGUGGAGCAUGCCGGGAAGCUGCGGUUUGCGCUCACCUGUCGGUAUAUCGAUCCGGAUUCUCUGUCUGAGGCGGAUAAGCCGAAGUACCCCAUUGCGCCGGAUGCGGGGAACUAUGACGGAACGAGGGUCGGCGGAGUGGCGUGAUAGGUGACCGGUGGAUGUGGUGGAAGUGUUAGAGCUCGAGCUCGGACACGGAAUAAGAGCCAUGUGCUAUUUUGGUAGAGGAUGACAUAACACUGAUGUUCGGUGGUUCAUAAAACUGGCGUGGGAAGGCGACAUUGCAAGGUGGGAUUUUGAUGCACAGUCGUAUUUAAGCUCGGCGAUUGAUCGUCGACUAGAUCAAAGGAGUCCGAUCUAUCACCAUCUACAUGUAAUACAACUAUUCUUCGAAC